AUGGCAAAGAGAAUUUAUCAAAGUCUGAAAGAAGAACAAGUUGCUGAAUCUAGCAAAAGGCAAAGGACUCAUUCUGAAGGUUUUUUGAUUCGAGAAACUCGAGAGAUCCGAGAGAUCCGAGAAAGUUCUGUGGAAUCAAUUGAAACCAUCAAGGACGAUGGUUCUGAACCUGAAUUAGUGGAAGAAAACAACAAUAUUCAACUCAAUAACAUCUAUCGAAAUUUACUUGGACAUUAUUUUGAAUCCGAAAACUUAUCCCCACCUAAGUUUAUUACUGUAAACAAUGAAAAUGGGAUAGUUUCAUUUAUAUAUGUUGAAAACAAAAAAUUUCACAGUGGAAUCUGUUUUUCAGAGGAGGCAGCAGAAGAAAUGGUAGCAAAACAAUAUUGUGAGUGGUUAGAUUUAAAUAUAACUUCUCAGAAUAGUAAAAUAAUUCAAUGGGGAGUUUGUGAUGAAAUAGUACAACUACAAAGAAAUUCAUAUGAAUCUUGGCUCAAAUGGAAAAAAACUGUGCCAAAAAAUAAAAAAAAUAAAGUAAUUAUUGAAUCGACAUUACCACCACAACUCCCUGAAACUCCCGCUGAAUUCAUUGCCUCCAAGAAGAAGGCAAUGCGAAAUUAUAUUGAAGGAGAAAAUAAUGAUAAUGAUAAUUUAACAAAUUUAUCAUUUGUUCGUCGACGAAUGCUUGAAAGACAGAGGAAAAAAAAGAAGGAGAAGGCUCUUAAACGUAAACGUGAUGAGGCUACAAAAAUAUUUCUAUCUGAUGAAGCGUACAAAGACGCGGAACGGGCAUUGUUGGAACGUUACGAUGAUAAAUGUUAUUAUGAUUGUUUACUCAAAUAUGCUCGAAACACCAAUAACCGUUUUCCAACUUGGUUCCCAAUAAUAUAUGGAGACAAUCAGGGCUGGAUUGUCGAAAUGGAUUAUUUUCGUAAAUUUACAAGUGGGGUUCAUAAAGAUUAUUUCGAUGCAAGAAAUGAAGCUGCUAAAGCGGCAGCAAAAUAUUUUCCCAGCGUGUGUUCUGGGCACUUUCACCAGAAGAUGGAAUAA
This is a messenger RNA of Diversispora eburnea, 1050 nucleotides long. Lineage: Eukaryota; Fungi; Glomeromycota; Glomeromycetes; Diversisporales; Diversisporaceae. The record is from the annotation of a GenBank genome assembly.